Spirodela intermedia is the source of this 4289-nucleotide messenger RNA. The record is from the annotation of a GenBank genome assembly. Lineage: Eukaryota; Viridiplantae; Streptophyta; Magnoliopsida; Alismatales; Araceae.
AUGCUCCCGCGUUCUUCCGGGGCUCUGCUCUCGUCCCCCGCCUCCCGCUGUCUCAUUUUCCUCAAUUCCUCUGAUCGGAGCCACCCCUCAGCCCGGCGCCGCUGGUCAGCUCCCGCUUGCCCGCCCUGUACAUGGACUCGUCUUGCCGGGGGAUCUCGGACAUCCCCGCGGUCUCACGUGUCGGUGAGGGUCCGUUGCUACGCGGCAGGGUCUCCUGCGGAAGCCGGGACGACAGUGAAGCGGGAAUCCUCGGAAACGGAGGGAACUGCGCUCGAAGUCGAAUCUGGUGUGGAUGCAGAACGGGACGGCGCGGAGAUCAGCGUAGGAAUCGGAAGCCCUAGUUUACCGGUGCAGCUACGAUCGUUCAAGAUGAGUCACGGUGACCAGGCAUUCUUCGUCUUGGCCUUUAUCGCAUGCACGGUGCGAACUCUUGUCUUGUUUCUAGUGACGCGUUUUCUAUUUUCUUUUGCUAUUCAGUUUUUCUGUUGCUCUUGGAUGAACUAAUUUAGAUUGUCCUGAUUCGCAUCUCUGAUUGAUUUAUCCUCCAGAUUGUGAAUCAUUCCUCGAUCUUAGGGAUCUAUCAGGUUAUACUCAGAAUGAAAUUUCGGGGUUUUCGCUGAUGAGACGUGUCCUUUUGAAUUUUGCAGACUUCCGUCGCAUUUACCAGUCUGGUGAUUGCAGCUAUUCCUACACUUUGUGUAAGUUACUGAAGCUUCAUUUCCUUGAUAGAAGGUGAAAGUUUCAUGACAUAAGGCCAUUUUGCUUUUUAUCUAAAGUUAAGAUAAAACUAUGUGUAGACACUGUUCCAUGUGCAUCAGCAAACUACUUGAUUGCUUGCAAAAACUUUCCUUGCAGUGAGGUCUUUUAUAUCUUACAUCGUACUCCAGAAUGAAUUUCAAUCUCUUUUUUGGUUUAGCUUUUCUAAAAGAUUUAAUACCCCGACACAAUUAUUUUUUUGAUCAUUUAUUCUUUAUUUUUUUAUUUCACGAGUUUAGAUCAUAAAAUAAUAAGGUACUGCUGAUCUGAUUAGACCUUAUGGACACUUCUCUUCGCAAAUUUUUAUUAGACGGAUUGCUGACACCACCAUAUAGGGAGUUAUGGUUCGGCAGACAUCUGGCAGAAACUUCAGCAUUCGUGCUCUCCUCACCGCAGUGGUUAAUGCGAACAAUGUUAAUGUGGUGCUUCAUCGAAUCCACUAUUCAAAAUGAAUUUCUAAUGUUCAUUACGUGCAUUAGUUGGCCCGUACUGAGAUAAUGCGUAUCCCUUCUACACAUUGUGAUCGAAAAUCACCCUGUAAACGUGAGUGGCUUUCUGUAGUUAGCAUGCCAUUAUUUGAUAUCAUUCUGGAUGGGAUGAUUGAGCUGUGUCUUCUGUGUACUUUAUUUAUGAGUUUUGCUGUGACGAAUACAUUUGUUUCAGGAAACUUGGAUUUAGUUAUCUGGAUGCAUCUUUGAGUUUUUCUUGGUUGUCUUUAACGACCAACAUGAAUAGAUAUCCUUUUUCCUUGUAUUAGUCUUGGCUUAACCUGUGAUGAGAAAUUGCCAUCUCACAUGGGCUUUUUGAUACUCUGUGGUGGCUGACCUAUCAAUGCUUCUGUUUAUUGUUUAAUUUUAAUAAUUACAUCUGUGAAUUGUAGCUUGCCUUAAAACUAAAGAGCUAAACUUAUAUUUAGAGCCAUUUAAUGUCUGAAAAAAUUAAUGGAACAAACUAAUUUGGGGGACUCUCUUGUCAUCCUUUUUUCCUUCAAGAAAGAUUUUGAGCUAUCCAUAGCUGUUCAUAUGUUCCUCCGGCCAAAGCAGUUUCCAGAAUAAUAAUUUACUGGUCUGGAGUUCAGCAUGUAACUUUUUUUUUAACCAUAUUUCACCUCUUAUUGACAAUUAUCAUUUUUCUGUCAGUAUACUAAGGUUUCUAAAAGACUUGAGAUCCUAAAAAUUUCACAGUAAGGAAACGGAUUUCAUAGUCUUGUUAUUGCUAAUUAUUUUAUGAAACUACUUAAUGUUUCCCCUAAUUGAGGUGAUUUUUUAAUUUAUCAGCUUGUGGCUGUAAAGUACUCUCUUUUGGAUUACUUUUCUCUCGCUAGCCAACUUCUGGUAUACCUGAAUUUAAUUCUAAUCAUUCGCCCUUACUUCACCAGGCAAUAAAGAGAGCUGCAAUAUCUCUUGCAAAAUUAGCCGAUACUGCACGGGUGGAGCUUCCUAGUACCAUGGCUGCAAUUAGACUCUCUGGCAUGGAGAUCAGUGAUCUUACUCUAGAACUGAGUGAUUUAAGGUGACAAAGCAAGUGCUAAUACUUUAACGAAAAUUAUUGUUCUUCAUCCAGUGUGCAGUGUAGAAGCGGUGACCCUACAAUAUUUGGAGAUCAGUGAAACCAUGCAAAAGGGGUUUUACUUCUUGAGUUCCAACUGCAAUGUCCUAUGUCGUUAUGCUGCUGAUUUUUGGUCAACAUACUGAAAUAGUUUCUUGAUUCUCUGGUGGCUACAACUAAAAGUUGUUUUUGACUCCAUUGUUGAAUUUUCAGUUAUUAUCCUACAUCUAGCAGUGUUCAGCUUGGUUAAACUCUCUGUUUUUAUUUUAUUUCUUAACUGAAGAGUUUGAUGCACUCCCUUUGCCUAUUACCAAUGUCAUAAAAAUUUUCGGGUAUUUUCGACUCCGAUAAACUCAGAAUUUCAGCUAGUCCAGCGCUAACUCUUCGAUAUAUUUCUUCCUUCACCUUAUCUUUUCUGUGUCCCCAAUCAAGAACUCCAUAAUCUUGUUCCUUGCUGAUAAUACAACUAUUUAUCUAUAUUUUUUACAGCCCUAGGUUGUUCUAUUUUUCAUUGUCAACAGUUAUCAUUUCCAUUGAAAUUGUUUUGCUUAUUUCUCAAAAAUAUCACUUUGCAAGAUUGAAGGUUUGUGUAUUCUCAAGGUUAGGUUAUUGACUAAUUUCUCAUCAUUAAUUUAUUUCCUCAUGAAUCAAUAUUAUCUUCAUUUAGUCGUUGCCUUUCAACAAGAUUGUAGUUUUUAGCAUUCUACAUAUUAUCAUUGCAAUUAGAUGGACGUUUUGGGGAGAUUUGUAACAUUAUUUUUCUUCUCAAGGGAUUUCAUUAAUGCCAAAUAGAACGUAUGAGUUAUGUUUUGAUUCGGCCCAGCUACUAUACUAGCCAUCUAAUUAAAUAAUAUCCCUUCUCAAUUGUGUAUACCCAUCCCAACCAUAUAUCUCUGGCGUGCUAGGCAAGCUGAACCACACUGCCCUUUGCAAGAUCCAAAAUGCUUCCCGCCUUUAAUGGAGAAAUCUAUUAUCUGAUGAAGAGGCUGUUUUCAAUCUAUAAAAGGCUCUUCAUUUUUCCCAGAGAGAUGAUUCACCGACAUGAUAUUGCCUUCUCAACCUAGGUCGUCUAGGGGCCCUAGAACAUCAUCAAAUUGAUUGACCGAAACAAUUUUGGAUUGUCAGCCCUGGUCAACAGUCAACUUGACUUUUUAGAAUCCAAGUGCAUAGUCGUGGGGCAGAAAGAGGGUUUGUAGAAAAUCUCUUAGAGAUUAAUUAAUUGGUGGGAAUUUAACUUUUUUCUUGUUCUCAAAUUAGAAAUCGUUCCCUUUGAGUGGAAGGAACUGGGUCCAAUUGAGUGAUCCGUGAUCCUUUUCCCAUUGCCCAGAUCUGGAAAGAUCUCUCUGUUGUGGAAAAUAGAGAUUGACUAUACCACUGAUAGUCAACGAAAAUAAACCAACUGUUAGAUCAAGAGAAUGCUACCAAACUUGCCAAAACUCACAGUAGAAUCCAAAAGAUUCUGUGUUAAAAAUCUUGAGAAAACAAUUUUUGAAAGUUCCAUAAGUGUGACUCUCUCUCUCUCUCUCUCUCUCUCUCUCUCUCUCUCUCUCUCUGUCUCUUCUUACUAAAUUAUUUAGUGGAGGUGUCAUACAUACAAUUUUUGAGCCAUGUUUCUUAUGCAACCAAAACUUGUGCAAUCCAGCCAGGAGAUUGCCGAUGGCGUCAACAAAUCAGCUCAAGCGGUGCAAGCAGCAGAAGCUGGAAUCCGAAAGAUUGGUCAUUUAGCUCGGCAUCAAACCAUGAGUAUGCGUUCAAAACCCUUACGAUCUUCGUCUUUUUCUCCUCCUCAGGCAUGUUCAUUGCAUCCCCCCAUGCUGGAUCUUGCAGCCAUAAUUCAAGAACGGGCCAGCCUGCCCGACAUCUCUCUUCAGCCCAUGGUUGAAGGAGCCGCGAAGAAUACUUCCCAUGCCAUUAAGCAGGUGAGGAAGACCUUCUUGAACAUCAUUUCUAGAGGUGAAGAUAUCUCAGAUAGAGUGGAUGACUGA